CUCGUGGGUGAUCAGGGAAAGAAAGAAGAAGAAGAAGAAGAAGAAGAAGAAGAAGAAGAAGAGAAAGAAAAUUGGGGCUUUUGGGGUUCUUGCUUUAAUCUUUUCAUUGGGGAUCAAAAUUUUCAAAGGCAACGAGGAUGACGAGAUCAUCUGGUUCUCCUGUUGCAUCUACUGCUGAUCAAUUGAGUGGUAUUAUGCGGACUUUGGAGACUAUGGCACAUGUGAUGCAACAACAACAACAACCUGCCCAACAAGGAAAUAAUGAUGGGACAGAGACAUCAAACCAGACGGGGUUGGGAAUUGGACAGUUUAAGAAGCUUAGUCCUCCCAGUUUCAGUGGUGAGUCUGAUCCAAUGGUGGCGGAACGGUGGAUGAUGCAGAUAGAGAAAAUAUUUGAUGCCUUUAAUUACUCUGAUGAACGAAAGGUUUUUCUUGCCACCUUUAUGCUGGAGGGAGAAGCUGAACACUGGUGGAGAAUGAUUAAGAGGAUGUCUGAAAUCAAACAUGAGCCAAUGACAUGGAAGUUAUUCCAAGAAAAGUUUAACGAUAAAUAUUUUUCAGAAUGUAUGAGAGAGCAAAAAGAAUUGGAGUUCUUGAAUCUUAUCCAGGGAAGUAUGACGGUUACAAAGUAUGAAUCUAAAUUUACUGAGCUCUCCAGGUUUGCCACACAUAUGACUGAUGAUGAAUCUAGAAAGGCAAGAAGGUUUGAAAGGGGAUUACGGCCGGCAAUAAGAAGCCGAAUGUCAGCUUUAAAAUUACAAACAUAUGCUGAUACGGUAGAAAGAGCUUUGAAAAUUGAAAGAGACAUGGAGGAAAUUCAAGAAAUCAUUGGCAAGAACCAAAGGGACAAAUUUACUAGCAAAAGCAGGAGAGUAAAUGAAUACGAAGAUAGUAACAAGAGGUUUAAGACAUCUGGAUUUGAGAAAAGGAAACCAUGGGGGAGGACUCAGUUAUGUGAAAAAUGCGGGUUAAAUCAUGAGACAAGUCGGUGUUUUCGGGUGACUGGAGCAUGUUUUAAUUGUGGAAAGCUAGGUCAUCAAAUAAAAGAUUGCCCACUGAACAGGAAAAGAGAGCCACUGUCUCCUAGACCCUCAGCCCAUGCUAGAGUAUACGCUAUCACUGAACAAGAUUCUAGAGCUUCUAAAUCAGUGGUGGAAGGAUAGCGUAUCGCUUGCUUAAAUGUUAAGAAUGGGCUGAGGCAGUGGAAAAUUUAGAAGACGUUGGGCAGAACUUUUGUUAGCAUAUAUGUAGUUGUGUAUAAGCUACCUUGCAUCUAAUGAAAAGUGACUAUGAAUCUAAACCGGUGGAUUUUGUGUAAGUUAAAGGAUCCCUCAUGUAUAGGGUUUUGGAAUGUUAAAUUAAAUUCGUGUAAUGAUAUGAACUUAUGGUAAAUCGAUGAUUGUGGUGACUGCAUAGAUUUCCCCA
Messenger RNA from Musa acuminata AAA Group (dessert banana), 1425 nucleotides. RefSeq lists its product as uncharacterized. Lineage: Eukaryota; Viridiplantae; Streptophyta; Magnoliopsida; Zingiberales; Musaceae. The record is from RefSeq and is a predicted model, not a curated record. Bases 138 to 1163 code for a protein of 341 amino acids. Gene Ontology annotation, molecular function: zinc ion binding; nucleic acid binding. The transcript is spliced from 3 exons.